Messenger RNA from Umbelopsis ramanniana AG, 1793 nucleotides. RefSeq lists its product as uncharacterized. Gene Ontology annotation, biological process: amino acid metabolic process. Lineage: Eukaryota; Fungi; Mucoromycota; Umbelopsidomycetes; Umbelopsidales; Umbelopsidaceae. The transcript is spliced from 9 exons. Gene Ontology annotation, cellular component: cytoplasm. The record is from RefSeq and is a predicted model, not a curated record. Gene Ontology annotation, molecular function: aminoacylase activity. Bases 300 to 1502 code for a protein of 400 amino acids.
CCAAAAGUGACUGGCACUCAAAAUUUUGGCAGUGCAAUGUGAAACAGCUUGGGGCAUAGCAAAGCUAAUACCAUCAACGCGAGAUGUGAGUCUACAGAUUCUUUCGAUUUCUCAAAUAUGUUUGAAAAGGGGAGAGACUUUCAUGGCCGUUUAUAGCCUUUUGUGGAAAGAAUUCCUUCUUCAGUCUGGUAAAGUACUAAGAAAUUUGGCAACCCGAACGAAAUAGCACUUGAACCAAGGCCGCAGCGCAAAGCUUAUUCUCUCACGAAAAAAUCCUUAGUCCAUACCAAUUACUUUCGAUGGCCCAACAAGAACAUCCUGCUGUAACCCGAUUCCGGGAGUACUUGCGCAUUAAUACUAUGCAACCUAAACCAGACUACCAAAAGUGUGUUGAUUUCCUCGCUGCUCAGGCAACCGAAUUGGGACUGGCAUAUAAGGUGGUUGAAUCGGCUCCGGGCAUACUUAAUAUAUUCAUCACGCUUGAAGGUACCGAUCCUUCUUUGCCGUCGAUUUUACUGAACAGUCAUACCGAUGUCGUGCCUGUGUUCCGCGAGAAAUGGUCCUGCGAUCCUUUUGAGGCUAUCAAGAGAGACGAUGGCUAUAUCUUGGCUCGCGGAGCUCAAGAUAUGAAGUGCGUUGGCUGGAGCUACUUUGAAGCUAUCCGUGCACUUCUUGCUAAAGGCUGGAAGCCAAAGAGAACGGUCCACAUGUCGUUUGUUGCAGAUGAAGAGAUUGGCGGACAAUUGGGUAUGAAACUUUUAGUCAACAGACAAGAGUUCAAGGAUCUGAAUGUUGGUUUUGCGUUGGAUGAAGGCAUUGCUAGUGAGAAAGACACUAUUCGAGUAUUUUAUGGCGAGCGAGCACCAUGGUGGGUCAAGGUUGUAUCAACUGGCCAAACGGGUCACGGAUCGCAAUUGAUUAUUGAAGACAAUGCAACACUCAAGUUGAUGAAAGUCAUUAAUAAGUUUAUGGACUACCGUGCAGAUCAAGAGUACAAACUGAUCCAUGGUAUCGACGGACGUAAAGUUGAGUUGGGAGACGUCAACACCAUCAACCUCACUAUGCUUAACGCCGGAGUACAAUUCAAUGUUGUUCCUCAAGACGCAUGGGCUGGUUUCGAUGUUAGAGUAUCACCGAGAACCGACAUCAAUGAAUUCAAGAACAUGUUGAUCGAAAUGGCAGAGUCUGAACCUGGCGUUAAGCUAGAAUUUGUAACCUUCUUUGGUUCUAACAAACUCACACCGAUCGAUGAUGGCAAUCAAUGGUGGGAAACUGUUACCAAGGUUGCCAAGCAACACAAUAUCUCACUAGAGCCUGAAAUUUUUCCGGCUGCAACUGAUAGUCGCUACUUGCGUGAAAUUGGUAUUCCAGCCUUUGGCAUUUCAUAUCUCAAGAAUGUACCUAUAUUGCUGCACGACCACGAUGAACGUAUUCACGAGGAUCAAUUCCUCGAAGGCAUUCCCUUCUAUUCUAACUUAAUCGAACAGUUGGCAGAACUUUAAAAAAAAACUUGCAAUAAAAUAUUGUUUCCCAAACAUACUGUUUAUUUGUUCAAAGCAAUUUAGAAAGCGUUCGCUCUUACUUAAUGAAAGUGUUUGGCAUGGGCAUUUACAGAUAUGGAUUUACGGGCAGACCGUUUAGUUGCCGCCACGUAGACGAAGGACAAGGUGGAGAGUGGACUCCUUCUGAAUGUUAUAAUCAGAGAGAGUGCGUCCGUCCUCAAGCUGCUUACCAGCGAAGAUGAGACGUUGUUGGUCCGGAGGAAUACCUUCCUUGUCUUGAAUCUUUUGCUU